GGCUGAGAAAGGCAGAACGUCAAAGCAAGAGGCAAGACGGUAAUGGCGGGGCAUCCCAGUCGUCUUCCAUCUGAGGUCUUGAAGGUUUUGCUGACACUAAUCUUCUAAAAUGGAGAGAAGACAACAAGAAACAUGGGAUCUAUUGAAACAACAUAUCCUGGAGAGACUGCAUCUGCGUGUCUCACAUGCACUGCAACACAUGCCACUGGAUAUUGACUAUCUGGAGUUUGUUUGUAACCAGGAAAUGGUUUUCAUUGAAGCUCUGUCUCAACAUAUUCAACUGUCACAGGACAUCACAGAGAGGUUGACUGAUUUACACAAUGCCAUUCAAAACCACCGAAAUAGUCAAGAACCUCCACCAGCUGUUAGAAUUGAAAAACAAUCUGCAAGUGGACGUCCAAGGAUAAUAAUCUCCAUUGAACAUCUGGUUCAUUUGUUGGAAAUUGGACUACCUGUAAACACCAUUGCCAAGUUAUGGGGUGUGUCACGUGCAACAUUAUUUAGGAGGAUGGCAGAGAACAAUUUGUCAGUCCAGAAUUUGUACAGUGCUUGCACAGAUACAGAACUUGAUGAACUUGUCACAGAAAUCAAAGACAGAAUGCCACAUGCAGGCUAUCGACUGGUAAAAGGUACUUUGAAGGCACAAGGAUAUCAUGUGGGAUGGGACAGAGUCAAAGCAUCAAUGCAUCGAGUAGACAGCGUUGGAAUUUUGUCUAGAAUGACUCAGUUGGGAUGUGUUAUCCGGCGAACAUAUUCAGUGCCCUGCCCAAAGUACUUAGUACAUAUAGAUACAAAUCACAAGCUCAUCAGGUACAAUAUCGUAUUGUUUGGUGGCAUUGAUGGGUACUCUCGCAAGAUAAUGUACCUGGGAGCUGCAAACAAUAACCGUUCAGACACCACCUUGGCCUUCUUCUGUCAGGCUGUUGAAGAAUUUGGGUAUCCACUGAGGGUGCGAGCAGAUCAUGGUGGAGAGAAUGUUGGAGUGGCACGUCUGAUGUUGACAGUGCGUGGUCCUGAUAACGGAAGCUUUAUUGCUGGCAAAAGUGUGCACAACCAAAGGAUGGAGAGGCUCUGGCGUGAUCUUUGGAUGGGGGUCACCAGUGUUUUCUACCAUGUUUUGCACUCACUGGAGGAGGAGGACUUCUUGGAUCUCAGCAAUCCUCUGCACUUGUUUUGCUGCCAUUAUGUCUUCUUGCCUCGCUGGCAAGUUAACCUUGACAUAUUUCGACAAGGAUGGGACAAUCAUCCAAUGAGAACUGAGCAAAACCUCACACCAAAUCAGCUUUGGGAAGUAGGACAGAUGGUGCAUCCAGUUGUUGACCCAGAGGAGGUGCAAAUUCCCUACAUACAGUGGGAGGACAGUGGUUUUCUUCCUGAUCCACAUGCCGAAGUGCGGGUACCAGAACUGGGCAGCCCACUCACAGACGAGCAAAUGGAGCUGCUGCGGGAACACAUUAACCCUCUACAACCUUCAGAGUCUAGUGGCAUGGACAUUUACUUGCAUACAGUGCAGUAUGUGGAAUCAUUACUUGAGACAAGUUAGAUGCUAAGUAGAUUGCAUUAUGUUGUUAAUGAUGAAAGCAUUUCCCCAACUAAUUGUUUAAAAAGGCCAUUUGCAAAAGUAUACCCAUAGAUUGACUACUGCAAAAGCAAAUAAAUAAAUAAAAAUAUGCUUUAAUUAGUAACUACAUUGAUCUUUUGCAUUAGAGACUGAUGGAAAAAACUUUCUAAACAUGUAUGCCAACAUCACUGAAAACUUUAAUAUGUAAAUAAAAUUAAUUUCACAGUGAACUUCCAGAUGUUGAUUGU
Melanotaenia boesemani (Boeseman's rainbowfish) is the source of this 1809-nucleotide messenger RNA. RefSeq lists its product as uncharacterized. The coding region runs from base 110 to 1543 and encodes 477 amino acids. Gene Ontology annotation, biological process: DNA recombination. Gene Ontology annotation, molecular function: DNA binding; DNA strand exchange activity. The record is from RefSeq and is a predicted model, not a curated record. The transcript has 9 exons. Lineage: Eukaryota; Metazoa; Chordata; Actinopteri; Atheriniformes; Melanotaeniidae.